Molecule: messenger RNA, 5120 nt
Organism: Neolamprologus brichardi
Lineage: Eukaryota; Metazoa; Chordata; Actinopteri; Cichliformes; Cichlidae
Gene: ttc13
Product: tetratricopeptide repeat domain 13
Molecular function (GO): protein binding
Source: RefSeq, a predicted model, not a curated record
CACACAUGUAGCACAACAUGGCCCCUGCCAGCCGGGCUGUUGUUGUGGUAGCGCUCUCACUCUUGUACCUGUGCCGGGCGAUUUUCUCCACCGAGUUCUUCUCCACUCUCACUUUAUUCAACAACGACCUCCACAAACAGGGAUGCAGCUCGCUGUCUGAAUGGGAGGACUACGCUGCUGACUGCGAGUCUUCAAUUUUACAGUUGGAAGACCCAGACUGUGAGGAGGGAAGCAACCCGCCCUGCGAGUCUGUGUUCUCACUUAAUGCAGAGAAGAUCUUGAAUCAGGCCAAAUUGUUUAUAGAACAGAAAAAAAUACCUUUUCCUGUAGAUAACCAAAACACAAAUGAAGAGCUUGCUAUAGGUUAUGUUCUCAUAGGCAAUGGACUUUAUGAUGAAGCCAUUAAACACUUUUCACUCUUACUGCAGGGUGACCCAGAGCUGGUCAGUGCCAUCUACGGGAGAGGGAUAGCUUAUGGGAAGAAAAGUCUGCAGGAUAUAAAGAAUGCUGAUUUGGCAUUGUACGAGCUCAACAGAGUCAUCACCCUCGAGCCCAGCUGGCCUGAGGUCUACGAGCAGAGAGCAGAGAUCCUGUCUCCUCUGGGUCGCAUUAGCGAGGCUCUGAGUGACCUGACAAAAGCCAUCCAGCUACAGCCCUCAGCUCGUCUCUACAGGCACAGGGGAACGCUGCUCUUCAUUUCAGAGGACUAUGUGGCCGCUAUGGAGGACUUCCAGCAGUCUUUAGAGCUUAAGAAGAAUCAGCCUAUUGCCAUGCUGUAUAAAGGCCUCACCUUUUUCCACAGAGGCAUGCUCAAGGAAGCCAUUGAGACCUUUAAAGAAGCACUGAAACUGAAGUCUGACUUUAUAGAUGCCUAUAAGAGCCUCGGACAGGCCUACAGAGAGCUGGGUGACUUUGAAUCAGCCAUGGAGAGCUUCCAGAAAGCCCUCAUGCUGAAUCAGAACCACAUCCAGUCUCUCCAGCUCCGUGGCAUGAUGCUGUAUCACCAUGGCUCUCUGCAGGAGGCCAUAGGCAACUUCAAGAGGUGUCUUCAGUUGGAGCCUUACAACGAGGUGUGUCAGUACAUGAAGGGGCUGAGUCACGUGGCCAUGGGGCAGUUUUACGAAGGCAUCAAAGCUCAGACUAAAGUCAUGUUGAACGACCCUCUGCUGGGGCAAAAAGCCAGCUCUGAAUACCUCAAAGUUAAAUACCUCAGAGAGUACUCACGUUACCUGCACUCCCACCUGGAUAUCCCAGUAGCAGAGUACAACGUGGACCAGGACUUACCGGGAAACUUUAAGAACCACUGGGCCAAAAACCUUCCUUUUUUAAUAGAGGACUAUGAAGAACAGCCUGGCCUGCAGCCACAUAUCAAAGACGUGCUGCCACAGAACUUCGACAGCUACAGCAAUGAAGUUCAGAAGCUGAUCUGCACGGCCGACCAUCUGGGGGCACUCAUGCAGUACGACACUCCUGGUUUUCUACCCAACAGGAGAAUACACAGAGCCAUGGGAUUAGCAACCUUAGAGGUAAUGCAGGCCAUGCAUCGGACAUGGAGCAACUCCAAAGUGCGAGUCAACGGCAAAACCAGGCAAAUGCAGUGGAGAGACAUGUUUGACAUAGCAGUCAAAUGGAGGAGGAUCGCUGAUCCAGACCAGCCAGUUUUGUGGUUAGACCAGAUGCCUGCCAGGAGUCUCAGUCGAGGCUUCAACAAUCACAUCAACCUCAUCAGGGGGCAAAUUAUCAACAUCAGAUACCUUGCCUACUUUGACAACAUACUUGACUUCAUCAAAGACAGAAUACUGGUCUACCACGGGGCGUACAACCCCAGAGGCCUCCUGGAAGUCCGCCAAGCUCUAGAAAAUGUGAAUAAAGUAGAAGAUUUGCUUCCUAUAAUGAAGCAGUUCAACAGUAAAACCAGAGAUGGCUUCACAGUCAACUCGAAGGUGCCCAGCCUAAAGGACCCUGGGAAAGAGUACGAUGGCUUCACCAUUACCAUCACUGGAGACAGGGUGGGAAACAUGUUAUUCUCUGUAGAAACGCAGACAACUGAAGAGCGGACGCAGCAGUACCAGUCAGAGAUAGAGUCCAUCUACAAAGACCUCACUGCCAAAGGAAAGGCAUUGAUGUUAUCAACCGAACUCGGGGAUGCAGAUGCAGUGUGUAACCUGAUCCUCUCCUUGGUUUAUUACUUCUGCAACCUCAUGCCUCUUUCCAGAGGAUCUAGUGUGGUGGCUUACUCAGUGGUGAUGGGGGCACUGAUGGCCAGUGGGAAAGAGGUCAUUGGUAGGAUCCCGAAAGGAAAGCUGGUAGAUUUUGAAGCCAUGACCACACCCAGUCCAGAUAGCUUCAGUAAAACAGCCAAGAGCUGGAUGAAUCUCAAGAGUUUACCAAGUUGGUACCAGAGUCUUCCAUCUGUAGCAGAGUCCUUCCCGACAACCAGAACAAUGAUCGAGGUCCUCAACACAGACUCAUCUUCACAUUGUCCAAAAAAGUCUUAACACGACUUGUGCACUGCAGAGAGGUCUGUUUAGGAAAGUCUUAAUAAUAAAGCUCCUGCACUGGGUAGAACCUAAGGGACCGUCAUCUUCUACAUCCCAAUCAACACUGGACUGAGAUCGGCAAAAAACAUCUCGGCACAAUUAAUUAGGAAGUAAUUAUUUAAAAUGUAAUAAGGGUUUUGGCAAAGUAGUAGUGUGAGCUCUUUUUGAACCUUGAAGGAAAUGAAAGGCUUUUAAUGCAAAUUCAUGGGAUUGCUUUACUCUUUAAAGAGGUGACCUCUGUUUUAAUUUACCAAAAGUUGAUCUUACUGUUUUAUCCAAAUCUUUGUUGCCUGUUGUUUCUCCUUAAAUCCAUGUAAAAACUCAGCUUCUACUUAAGAAACAUGGUUUGAAGGGUUUUCAGAAAUCUUGGGUUGACAUGCUAAGUCACCUCUGUGCCACCUGUUUUAAGUUCUUCAACCUCUGUUGUCAGGCAAUUCAACAUUUUUCUUUUCUACUUCUUGUAGCAUAAUUUUAACUCGCAGAACUCUAAGGAUAAAUUUAGGUGCUUUUGUUAUUACUGGCCGAUGUUAAUUUCUUAGAUCCACACUCUGUGUUUGUGGAAACGAUACUGGAUGGUGAAAGCAGGAUGUUUCAGUUUGUUUGGGAUGCAGAAGAGAUUCUGUCCACCUUUGCUCUUUCUCUGCUUUAUAGGCCUUGUGCCUCAGACACCCAAAGCACAACCAACGCCAUCUGUCCAUCGGUCGGUAUGAACAAGCUUUCUUUGCAGAGUCAUGCCGAAAUCUCUACAAAUCUCUUACUUUAGGUUACCAAGAAUGUGAAAUGGCACUUUCUGGUUUUAUUUAACAUUAAAGAUUGUAAUUGGCACUUUAAACAUUUUUUGUUAAACCACUGCUGUGCACGCACACAGAAUCCAACCUUUUAGCAGAAAAUGAGUCUGGGGGGUUUUAAAAAUAUGGAACAAAUUUUUCAGGGCUAUUGUUUGUCAGCACUUGAGCAAAUAUGAUUUCUUUUAUUAUUUUCUUUUUUUUAUGAUGAAUAACAACAGUCAGAGAUUUUAGAGAGCUUUCAGAGCCCUUUGGCGCUUUUUGAGUAAAAUAUCAAACAUUCACCAAAUCUGCAGGUGUCUUGUCGUUAUCAGUUUUGAAUCUACCAAAAUUACAAAAAGUCAAAAAGUUUCUUGACUUUUUCUCUGAUCUUUUAUAAGUUCAAUCAUUUUGGGGUGUUUUUUCAUUACAAAUGUAUUAGACCAUCUGUCAUUAAAAACAAAAAGAAACUCUUAGAAAUCUCCCCAGAACUUGUUUAAAACAAAAAAUUAAAUACACAAAGUUUAACCUGGCCCAAUCAAGCAUAACAUUCAACCACUAAAACAUUUUUCUUCCAUGGAGCAACAAUAAAUGAUUGCAAUUUGGUGUUAUAAUCAAAAAAUAAUUGCUUUACUAUUUUAUUGCUUGUUUUUGUAAACCUACAUUUACAAAUUGAUGGAUAAUGAUAAUUAUUUAUAUUAUUUUGCAUUAAAAAUAUUGAUUAAGCUCUUGAUUAGAGAGCUUUUGCAUUCUGGUAAUCUAAUAAAUAUGUUAAGCACAUGUAGCUGAUAGCUAACAUAAAACACCCUAAAUAAAACCACAAAGAAAUCAAACCAGCGAAUUGGGAAGAAGCUUCUUUAUAGUUUAAAUCAUUAGCUCUUAAACACUACAUUUAAAUUUUUAAAGUUUAUGAAUGUAAUCUGACUUACCUGACCAGAAGCUCCAGAUGAUCGUCCUCUAACAUCUGUGACUGUUGUGCCUUUAAAGAUUCAUUAUGGAUGGAGAAAAGCACACCGCAUUUAUUUCCUUCCUGUCUUCCCUCGAACUUGCAUCAGCUGCCUCUCUUACAUUGGAUGUUAGCUUAUAGAUUCAAUUUGCUUCCUCAUCACACCUGAGAGCAAUAUCUUUGGGAGAUAAGAGCUCAUGUACCUCCACAUGUCUUAAAGAUUAAAAUAUUGUCUUUGAUUAUUUUAACCCCCCUUGAUUAUUACAUAUGUAACAAGUUCUUGUUUGAGUUUUUGAUAUCUGGAGAAAAUCUGGUCUGAAUUGGAAUGUACUUCAGUUUAAAUAAUAAGACUGAUGGUGUGGUCUUUUUUUGUUUCUUGGUUUGUUUGUUUCAGAAAAUCUGGGUGAAUCCUGCACUUAGGUAAAAUGUAAACAUGCAGUAACCUAUGGAAAUAAAAUUAUUUUAGAAAAGAAAUUUUAAGCACAAUGAUGAACAAAAUGAGAAGGUGUGACUCACCUGGACUAAUCUAUCAUAUUCUGUGGCCUUUAAUGCUUAAAGACACACCGUUAAUAGUCAUAUCAAUACUGCAGUAGUUCUUUUUUUGAAUGUCCAGAACAAAGCAGUCUCUCCAGUGUUUAAUUGGUUUUCUCACUUCACCAAAACGUCAGGUCCUUCGGGGUUUUUUUCUUAUUGAUGGUUAUGCUAAAUGGUUGUUCUUUUCUUUUCUGUGCUGGGUGUCCCAGUCAUUUAUUUCUGCAAUGGGCUUUAGAGUGAGGAGUGCACAACUUAUCUAAUGUCUUCAGACUUGAAGGAGGGACUUUUUUAUGAAAUGAAUGUUCAGCAGUUAAUAAAAGUGUUUGACAGUUUUAA